GCAAUUUUCAGCUAUCGUUGUGUUCAUCGAAAGAGUCUCCACUGUCCUCUGUCCUUGCUGAUAUAGAAUUACAAUGUCCGGAAGGUUGGAGCCGCCUGGGCCAAAAAUGCUUUAAAACGUAUCACGUCGAAAAAAGCUGGUCACAAUCGUUGCAUACAUGCGCAAGGUUUCUUAUAGAAACGAAUUUGUUUUUUCUGUGCUAUGAGUUCAAAUUAACGUCUAUGCCUUCAAGAUAUGGCGCUCACCUGAUUCGAAUAGAAACAGCUCGUGAAAACAAAUUUGCUGCCAUGCUUCUUACCAGACCAGGCCGAAGUACGCAGAAUCAAGCAUGGAUAGGUCUUGCUUCCAAACAACAAGGCGAUGAUGUCGGCUUCGUCUGGGGUGAUGGCACAGCUGCAAGUAGAUAUAUUGGCUUUUGGAAAGAAUCCCAUCCUGAUCAUAAAUCUGGAAGCUGCGCUAUGGUAGGCCCAUUAAUAUAUGGAGCAACAGUUUCAAGGACAGAAUUGGAGUGGAGCCUAGAACGAUGCAAUAUCCUACGGCCAUUUAUCUGCGAAAUGUCUGCUUGCAUGAAAGGAUCUUUCUUCUGCGCCUCCGGCGGUUGUGUGCCAGAUUCGCGACGCUGCAACGGGGUAGAUGAUUGCGGCGAUUUCAGCGAUGAACUGAAUUGUCCGGCAUCACAUGCUGAUAUAGCAUGUUUGGAAUAUGAGAAAGGAGAGUCUGGAAAAUUCUCAACCCCAAACUAUCCGUCAACCUAUAGAGGAAAUUCAAAUUGUCGCUGGGUGAUUGAAGCACCGAUCAACAACAGAAUUCAGCUAACCUUUGAUUAUUUCGAAACCGAAGAAUUUGUUGAUAUCGUAACUGUGUUGGAUGGAGGCCCAGCAGAAAAUAGUACGACAGUGCUAGCAACGCUUUCUGGGGCGAAAAGCGAGAAAUUUGAGAUGAUGUCAUCUACAAAUAUGAUUAUCGUUCGAUUCAGAAGUGAUGCUGCUGUUCAGGCGCGGGGUUUUCAAGCACAUUGGAGAGCCGCUCCCAAACAACAGCUGAUCACCCUGAGUGUUGAGGAUGUUUCACUUGCUUCCGAUGACGUCCUACUGGUUUACGACGGCUCAUCACCCUCGUCGGCUGUGUUGGCUAGGUAG
Molecule: messenger RNA, 1139 nt
Organism: Strongylus vulgaris
Lineage: Eukaryota; Metazoa; Nematoda; Chromadorea; Rhabditida; Strongylidae
Source: the annotation of a GenBank genome assembly